Messenger RNA from Rhinocladiella mackenziei CBS 650.93, 567 nucleotides. RefSeq names its product signal peptidase complex catalytic subunit sec11. Lineage: Eukaryota; Fungi; Ascomycota; Eurotiomycetes; Chaetothyriales; Herpotrichiellaceae. Gene Ontology annotation, molecular function: serine-type endopeptidase activity. Gene Ontology annotation, cellular component: signal peptidase complex; membrane. The transcript is spliced from 2 exons. Bases 1 to 567 code for a protein of 188 amino acids. The record is from RefSeq and is a predicted model, not a curated record.
AUGUUGCCCUUUCUCGCUCCGUACCUUUCGAAUCCACGCCAGUCCCUCUCCCAGAUCCUCAAUUUCGGCCUCGUGCUAUCGACGGCUUUCAUGCUAUGGAAGUCUCUCUCGGUCAUCGCAGACUCUCCGUCACCCAUCGUCGUUGUGCUGAGUGGAUCGAUGGAACCGGCAUUUCAGCGCGGUGAUUUACUGUUUUUAUGGAAUCGAGACCAGACUGCGGAAGUGGGAGAGAUUGUGGUGUACAACGUGAAAGGAAAAGACAUUCCCAUUGUACACCGCAUCGUUCGGAGUCACGCGCCUGCCGUGGCUACAGAAGGGGACAAGAGUGGAAAACUCUCGAAAUCAUCUCCGAAACUCCUCACGAAGGGUGACAAUAACGUCGCCGACGAUACGGAACUCUAUGCACGCGGACAAAGCUACUUGGAUAGAAAAGAUGACAUCGUGGGUAGUGUUCGCGGAUAUGUGCCGGCGGUGGGAUAUGUCACGAUCAUGCUCGGCGAACAUCCAUGGUUGAAAACAGUCAUGUUAGGAAUUAUGGGUUUGAUGGUCAUACUGCAGAGAGAAUGA